GUCUCUCUCUUUCUGUCUCACUCUCUCCAGCAACUUCACCAGCUAGGAACAGAAUCUCAGAAGCUUUGGCUCAAGAAUUCCUUGGACACAAAUUUGAAACCUCCAAGAACAACUUUGAAAAAUACCAAGAACAAUAUAAAGUGAAAGAUUGUUCACUGGAUUUCCGUCCAUUUUUCUCCUGUGGGGAAGUUUUAGUGUAUUUUUAGUCUCUGGUGUGAUCUGUUUUUUUGCUGACGGAUUUGAGUGUUACCUCCAUUAUCUUUUCUCACGUUCAACUGGGGCCAAAGAGGAUUUAACGAAGGAGUUACAUGCUUGUUUCUAUGGUAACACUGCAUUUCUCUGAGCCUUUUAAGGACUGAAGGUUAUCACUGAACAUCCAGCAAGUCCAAGCUCUCUUCAACAAUGAGCAGUCAGACCAACGCCGGGGAGGCCGUCCCUUCAGCUCGGGGCAAUGAGAGGACAUUUUUGGAUGAUGUCAUCUUAACCUUUACUUCACCGAUGGCCUGGCUGCUGGUUGUGGCUCUGAUCAUCACGUGGUCGGGCGUAGCCAUUGUUCUGUUUGAUCUGCUUGAUUAUAAGACUCUAGCAGACUAUACAUCAUACUGUGACGACCCCGUGUGUUUAUCUCCUGGUCUCCCUCCUCCUGCUGCCAUCGCUAAGAGGGGUUUGAAGGCUAGAGGUGGUGUUCGUCCAAUUAAAUCAAGCCCUGUUGGAGUCCCUCAGGAGAGCACUGAUUGGUUGGGGAUGUUAUGGACGUUUGCAGCCAGCUUGGUAGCUCCUGAUGAUGAGGAGGAAGGUAUUCACCAGCUAACUGAAACCCUGACAUCUUUCCACUCCGAGGAGCUCUAAAAGAGAAGGUUGUAGAGGGAGGACAAAAACAGACAAGUAGGAAGAGCUGGAGAGAGGACGAGAAGGAGAGAAGAGACGAGUGGGUCUGACAGAGGUGGAAGAGAGAAGAUAGAGAGGUAGAAAGAGGAGGAGGAUGUACAUUCAAUUCAAUUCAAUUCAAUUCGAUUCAAUAAACUUUAUUUGUCCCCAGGGGGCAAUUAGAGUAUAUCACAGUAUACAGUAUAUCAGAGCAAUAUUUCUUUCUGCUUGUCGGUUGUUAACUGGAAUUUGAUUAAUAAAAACUGCUUAUUUGGUCAGUUGGAACAUCA
Seriola dumerili (greater amberjack) is the source of this 1157-nucleotide messenger RNA. It is a transcript of the gene trdn, whose product is annotated as triadin. The record is from RefSeq and is a predicted model, not a curated record. Gene Ontology annotation, cellular component: membrane; sarcoplasmic reticulum. The transcript is spliced from 6 exons. Lineage: Eukaryota; Metazoa; Chordata; Actinopteri; Carangiformes; Carangidae. Bases 403 to 849 code for a protein of 148 amino acids. Gene Ontology annotation, molecular function: signaling receptor binding.